ACGUGUUUCGUUGGGUCGAGCUACAACCUCUGGUGCUCUCGCUGUGUUGCUAACAUUAACAGUGUGUGGGUUGCUAAUGUAAAUCUCUGAGUAAUAAAACGCUCAUUUGAGGCGAUUUGUAUCGUUGUUUUGAAUGCCGCCAUUGUACGAGUGGAUACUUGUAUCAAGCUAGGAUAAGUAUGCUAUCGAUGGAAAUGUCUCAAUAGCUUGGCGACAAUGUAACACAUAUUAUGUCUGAUAAUAUGUUGAGUUGGAAGGGUGUCACAUUCACUGUCAAUAUCGCCUGUUUUGAGAUAUUGAGAGCUGAUAGCUGCUGCUCCAAUAUUAAAUAUAGUUUAGUCUAAAUGUAGUGUGAGACAGCACAACUACACAUCAUCUAGAUAUCACUUAUUAACUAGCUGUUUGUAUGAUAUGAUUAGGUAGUGUUAUAGAUAUUAGACUUGCCCGUCUUGGAAGGGGCUCUGGUCAUUUUAUUCCAGGUAUUACGUCCUAAUGGCAAAGGAAGAAUGCAUAACACAGUGGAACAAAACAGGGGACACCUCAACACUACGAAACAGGAAAAUCUUUCCCACCUCAGAAAAGACCCCAUCGACUGCUUUGUCAAAGGACAAAAGCAGUCAGCAUUUGUCAGGAGAUGACACCCAGUCCUCAAAUGGGACAUCUGCUGAGUGGUCGGCCAGAGCUGUCAGUAAGGAAGCCCCGAGCAGAGUGCUGCUGAUGCUGGUUGUGGGGCUGUCCUUCUCUACACGCCUCUACAAGAUCACUGAGCCCCCUCAUGUGUGCUGGGAUGAGACGCACUUUGGAAAGAUGGGGAGCUACUACAUCAACAGGACCUUCUUUUUUGAUGUCCAUCCUCCUCUUGGAAAAAUGCUGAUAGGCCUCGCUGGUUACAUGACGGGUUAUGAUGGCACCUUUCCUUUUAUAAAACCGGGAGAUAAAUAUGAACACCACAACUACUGGGGGAUGAGAGGGUUUUGUGCCGUGUUAGGCUCCUUUCUCCCAAUCUUUGCCUACCUCAUAGUGCUGGAGUUGUCUCAGUCUCACACUGCUGCUCUCAUCACUGCCACCCUGCUCAUAUUUGACACGGGCUGUAUCACGAUUUCCCAGUACAUCCUGUUAGAUCCCAUACUCAUGUUCUUCAUCAUGGCAGCAGUGCUGAGCAUGGUCAAAUUCAACCAGCAGAGAUACAGGCCCUUUACUGCCUCCUGGUGGCUGUGGCUGCUACUGACUGGUGUAAACCUUGCCGGGGCGUUGGGGGUGAAGUUUGUGGGUCUGUUUGUCAUCUUGCUGGUGGGACUGAACACAGUCUGGGACCUCUGGAGACUUUUGGGAGACUUAAGCCUCUCACUGGUGGAAAUCGCCAAGCACUUCCUGGCUCGGGUUGUUGGACUCAUCCUGCUUCCCCUCCUCCUCUACAUCACAAUAUUCGCAGUCCACUUUGUUGUGUUGAACAAAAGUGGACCAGGAGAUGGUUUCUUCAGUUCAGCCUUUCAGUCCCGUCUAAUUGGGAACAACCUACACAAUGCAUCUAUGCCUGAGUAUCUGGCAUAUGGCUCCACCAUUACUGUAAAAAACCUCCGUAUUGCUGGAGGCUAUUUGCACUCUCAUUGGCACUUAUACCCAGAGGGAGUGGGGGCAAAGCAGCAGCAGGUGACUGCCUAUCUCCAUAAGGACUACAACAACUUGUGGCUGGUUCACAGACAUGGUGAUAAUGAAUCUCAAUCUGGGACACCUGAUCUGGUUCGUCAUGGUGACAUCAUUCGACUGGAGCACAAAGAAACAACCCGCAACCUUCACAGCCACCUCCAUGAGGCCCCUUUGACCAAGAAGCACUUCCAGGUUACAGGCUAUGGCAUUAAUGGCACAGGUGACACCAACGACCAGUGGCAGGUGGAAGUGUGUGGAGGUCGGAAGGGCGACCUGGUGAAGGUGCUGCGUAGCAAAGUUCGCUUUCGGCACAGAGCUACCGGCUGUGUGCUUUACUCCUCUGGCAAGACUCUCCCAAAAUGGGGCUGGGAACAGGUGGAGGUGACCUGUAGCCCCUACUUGAAGGAGACUCCGAGCUCUCAGUGGAACAUUGAAGAUCAUAUUAAUCCCAAAUUGCCCAACAUUAGUUUGUCCGUGCUGAAGCCCCAUUUUCUGGAGAUCUUACUGGAGUCCCACAUUGUUAUGAUAAGAGGAAACAGUGGCUUGAAACCUAAAGACCAUGAGAUGAACUCAAAACCCUGGCAUUGGCCCAUCAACUAUCAGGGAUUGAGGUUUUCUGGAGUGAAUGACACAGAGUAUCGUGUUUACCUGCUGGGGAACCCUGUGGUGUGGUGGACGAACCUGGCCAGUUUGGGAUUGUACAUUAUCAUGGUGGCAGUGGCGUCUAUAGCUCUCCAAAGAGGUUUCUCACUGGGCCAAAAGAGAAUAGAGCAUUCUCUUGUGCUUAUGGGAGAAGGAGGACUGCUACUCCUCGGCUGGCUGCUGCACUAUGUACCUUUCUAUACUAUGGGCCGUGUCCUCUACUACCACCACUACUUCCCUGCAAUGCUCUUCAGCAGCAUGCUAACAGGAAUUACAUUAGACAUUCUGUUGAAAAGCGCUGACCUGCUACUCCGCCCACCUUAUUGUGACUGGCUGCAGAGAGUCGGACAGAUGGUAUUUCUGUUCAGUGUUCUUUACAGUUUCUACCUGUUCCAUCCACUCUCCUAUGGUAUGACUGGUCCUCUGGCACACGAGCCGGGCAGCGCCAUGGCUGGACUGAAGUGGAUGGACUCCUGGGAGUUCUAGUCAGCUCUGCACGAAGAAGACACCAAUAUUAUAUUAUUAUAUUAUGUUCUGAAUAUGAGGGACUUUAAUCUACCAUGCGUCUCACAGACUUAAGGUCUUAAAGGGUUUACACAUAAAGUUAAUUUUCACAAGGUACUACUUUAGAAUCCCUACUUCUCCAAGUAUUUAUGUGUUAACAUUUCCAAGUAUUGUAUGUACAUCUAUAAUGUGAUGAAUGAAGAAUGCUUUAUAAGACGGACUUGAAUCGGUGCAAUAUGAAAGCCAGUGAGUUUUUGAGAGUAAAGAUUUAGACACUAAUCAUUACCAAGAUGCCUUAACUCACAACACAUCUCACAUCCUGGACUUGUAUAUAUACAUAUAUGUGUGUGUGUGUGUAUUUUAUGUCACAAUAAUAAGCUAAAGUGCCUGAAAGGAGCUAAUGAAAAUAGAUCAGAAAAGUUCAAAUGCUGCAUCUCCCUGUUCAUCAAGAAAACACUUUUUGUUACGUAGGUAUCAGAGUUCCUCAGAGAAUGUAUUUUUGUUUGCGAUUGUCUUGAUCUUAAUGCCUGCUAUUUUUGUAUUAGUGGAGUCUAGUAAUGGCUUCUGUUUUUACAUUAUGAGACUACUGCUGAUUCUGUGUCAUAUGAACAUUUUGGUAUGAUCAAUAAACUAUGAUAUUCUUGUA
Messenger RNA from Morone saxatilis (striped sea-bass), 3439 nucleotides. It is a transcript of the gene pomt2, whose product is annotated as protein-O-mannosyltransferase 2. Gene Ontology annotation, molecular function: dolichyl-phosphate-mannose-protein mannosyltransferase activity. The record is from RefSeq and is a predicted model, not a curated record. NCBI's taxonomy places the organism in Eukaryota, Metazoa, Chordata, Actinopteri, Moronidae. Gene Ontology annotation, biological process: protein O-linked glycosylation via mannose. Bases 493 to 2775 code for a protein of 760 amino acids. The transcript is spliced from 21 exons. Gene Ontology annotation, cellular component: endoplasmic reticulum; membrane.